GAUUUAUUUUGAAUUGUGAAAUGUCAAUGUCACGGAAAAGAAGGAACUGGAAGAAACUUGAUCUAUCACGAUGUCAAAAAUAUUUACCCCUACUAAUCAAAUACGCCUAACUAACGUCGCCAUUGUUAGAUUAAAAAAAGGUGGUAAAAGAUUUGAAAUUGCCUGUUAUAGGAAUAAAGUGCUAUCUUGGAGAAACAAAUUAGAAAAAGACAUAGAUGAAGUGCUUCAAACACAUACUGUCUUUACAAAUGUUUCUAAAGGACAAGUGGCUAAAAAGGAAGAUUUAGUUAAAAUAUUCGGCACAGAUAAUCAAACAGAAAUGUGUAAGGAAAUUCUUGAAAAGGGGGAACUUCAGGUGUCUGACAAAGAAAGGCACUCCCAAAUAGAUUCUCUUUUCAAAGAUAUUGCUACAACUGUUGCAGACAAAUGUGUUAAUCCAGAAACAAAAAGGCCAUAUCCAGUGUCCAUUAUAGAGAAAGCAAUGAAAGAUACUCAUUUUUCUGUUAAUGUUAAUAGAAGUGCAAAGCAACAAGCACUUGAUGUUAUACAGAUGAUUAAAAAAGAAAUUCCCCUUGAGAGAGCACAAAUGAGGGUAAGGAUUACCCUCGGUGGAAAAGAUGCAAAGAAAGUAAUAGAAAAGGCUGUAAAGCUUGCUACUAGUGUUGAAGAAGAGAAUUGGGAAUCUGGUACAGCAAAUAUUAUUUGUCUUAUUGAUCCUGGCAGCUUUAGAAGUUUAGAUGAUAUGAUACGCUCUGAUACAAAAGGCCAUGGACAAUUUGAGUUACUUAACUUAAAAGAAAUGGUUGAAGGUGAACAAACCUUGUGAAAUAAGUGAACACUCAUUUUGUCUUAUUUUUUGAUUGCUUAGUAUGCAAUAUGUUUAC
This is a messenger RNA of Papilio machaon (common yellow swallowtail), 884 nucleotides long. RefSeq names its product ribosome maturation protein SBDS (gene Sbds). Bases 71 to 826 code for a protein of 251 amino acids. NCBI's taxonomy places the organism in Eukaryota, Metazoa, Arthropoda, Insecta, Lepidoptera, Papilionidae. Gene Ontology annotation, biological process: cytosolic ribosome assembly; ribosome biogenesis. The record is from RefSeq and is a predicted model, not a curated record. The transcript has 3 exons.